Malus domestica (apple) is the source of this 585-nucleotide messenger RNA. NCBI's taxonomy places the organism in Eukaryota, Viridiplantae, Streptophyta, Magnoliopsida, Rosales, Rosaceae. The record is from RefSeq and is a predicted model, not a curated record.
AUGGCGAGUGACAGAGGCGACUUGGGGCUGAAAUUGGAGGGUGGAGCACAUGGUUCUACCCACGGUUCAGUCGUAAACCCAGUUGUUAUUCAGAGUGAUGCUUCAGCGGUACCUAGUAUUGUCAAACUUAAUGGGUCCAAUUAUUCCCUUUGGUCCAAGGUAUUGGAGAUGCAUAUCGCAGGGCGUGGUAAAAAAGGGUUCGUGACAGGAAGCAUCAAAGAACCCAAGGAGGACAGUGCCGAGUAUGAAGCUUGGGAGACGGGGAAUGCCAUUGUGAAAGGGUGGUUGAUUAAUUCCAUGGAUCCUACCAUCAUGGGUUUUUCAUCCAUCUCUGUACUGCUAGAGAAGUUUGGGAAGAAGUUGCUCGAACAAUUGGAUCAGAGGAGACCAAUCAAGAUGGAAUGUGCUGGUGACUUGAAGACACUUCGAGAGGAGAUCCAACUUGAUCGUGUGUAUGCCUUCUUAGCAGGGCUUGAUGAUAUAUUUGAUAAGGUGCGGAGUGAUAUCUUGAGAUCACAACCUUUACCAUCUGUGGAGGAAGUGUUCUCUAUUGUGAGGCGGGAAGCGCAACGUCAUCAACAAUGA